This is a messenger RNA of Cucumis sativus (cucumber), 1030 nucleotides long. Its product is annotated as tetraspanin-11. Gene Ontology annotation, biological process: auxin-activated signaling pathway. Gene Ontology annotation, cellular component: plasma membrane; plasmodesma. The record is from RefSeq and is a predicted model, not a curated record. NCBI's taxonomy places the organism in Eukaryota, Viridiplantae, Streptophyta, Magnoliopsida, Cucurbitales, Cucurbitaceae. The transcript is spliced from 2 exons. The coding region runs from base 89 to 919 and encodes 276 amino acids.
UGCUUUUUGCAUGAAAAAAAUUUAACACAAAACUCAUCACCACGCCCUUCUCUUUCGCUCUAAUCAUCUCUUUUCUCUCUAAACAAAAAUGCCUCGCCUGAGCAACGCCGUCAUCGGGGUUUUGAACUGCUGCACUCUCAUCCUCGGCCUCAUCGGAAUUGCCGCCUCUCUCUACUUCCGAAUCCGUGGCUCUUCUGACUGUCAGAAGGUAAUCCAAGACCCUCUCCUCAUACUCGGAAUCUUCCUCUUCGUCGUCUCGUUGUUAGGUCUUGUAGGAUCUUUCUGCCGCCUCAAUUUCAUACUCUACCUCUACCUGAUUGUUCUGUUUCUCUUGAUCCUUGGAGUCCUCGCCUUCACGAUUUUCACUAUUUUGGUUACGAAUAAAGGCGUUGGAAGAACGGUGUCGGGAAAAGGAUAUAAGGAGUAUCGCCUGGGAGAUUACUCCAAUUGGUUGCAAAAGUAUGUUGUGAAUCGUAAGAAUUGGAAUGAAAUUAGAAGUUGUUUGAUUGAUGCUAAGAUUUGUGAAAGUCUUGGCAAUGAUAAUAUUCCUCAAGUUCCAGAUGAGUUUUACAAGAAGAAUUUAUCGCCUAUUCAGUCCGGAUGCUGUAAGCCGCCAUCGGAGUGUGGAUUUGAGUUCAAGAACGCCACAUUCUGGACAGUGCCUAAAUCAAGGAAGGGAGCAGCGGUAGCGGGCGGCGAUUGCAAAAGAUGGAGCAACGAUCAAUUGCGAUUGUGCUACGAGUGCGAUGCAUGUAAAGGAGGAGUGUUGGUGAACGUGAGGAAGGAGUGGAGACAUUUCUCCAUUUUUAACGGUUGCGUGCUCGGGAUCGUGACGAUUAUCUAUUGCAUAGGAUGUUGCGCAACCAAGAACAACAAAGCUCCUCCAAAGUAUCCCAAGUACAGUGGUUAUGCUUAUUAACUUUAAUUAACAUUCUUGUUAAUUUUAACUUUCGUGUGGUUGAAACGAAGAUUAUGAAUUAGAGAUUACACUAAUCACGUAUUAAUUAUCAAUAUGCUUUGACUUCACUUA